UCGUAGCUGGUCUGGCUCUGGACUGGAUAUCACAUAUCAGUACGGUAUCUUGUGGCUUCGUUUUUUGCUUUGUCAUCUGAUGCAGACUGACGCCUGUCUAUACGCUAUGUUGUUUGUUGUUGGUCGAUGCUCCCUGCUGUGAUUUUCUGAUAUGGUUGUUGUGUCUAUUCAGAGUUCAGUAGCUGUUUUGCGUAUGUCGUUCAAAUUUUAGUUCAGUCAGUCAGUAGUUAUGGAAUCUCUCCAAUUGGUUAUUGAUAUUGAUGGAAUGACAUGCACGUCAUGUUCUGAUAGUAUCCAGAAUGCGAUUGGAAAACUGCCUUGGAUUGAGAGUAUUCUGGUUUCACUAGAAGAUAACAAUGCAGUUGUAAAAUUUGAUUCGUCCAAACUGGAACUUGAGGAAAUUAUUGAAAAUAUCAACGAUAUGGGAUUUGAAGCGAAGAUGAGAGAAUCUGGAAACCCAAGCAGUGAAAUUGUGAUUGAUAUUGAAGGGAUGACAUGUGAUGCUUGUGUACAUAAUAUACAAUCUAAUAUUCAGAAAUUACCUUAUGUGAAAAAUAUUGAGGUAUCAUUACAAAAUAAGCAAGGAACAGUCAGUUUUAACCCAGGGAUGUCAGAUCACGCAAACGAAGUCAUUGAAGCUAUAAAUGAUAUGGGGUUCGAAGCCACAAUCAGUGUAUCUGGUCCACGUAAACGUACAACGACUGUGCAUGUAAACAUUGAAGGAAUGACUUGCAAUUCAUGUGUUGAAACAAUAGAACAACAACUGGGAUCGUACACAGGAGUUCAUUCGAUUAAGGUUUUGCUCAACGAGAAAAAGGGCAUAAUCGAAUAUAAUCCAGAGUUGAUUACAUUAGAUCAAAUGCUAGAUGCAAUAGAAGACAUGGGUUUCGAAGUGUCAAGAAAAUUCAACUAUGAAUCAAACAUUGUGGAUGAAGAUACAAACUCGUCUCUCAUCCAAUUCUCUCCCAAAGAUUCAUCGCCGUCUCAUCAGGAUCGUUUACUGAUUACCAAUGGAAAUCUGAGCACAGAUUCAGUUACUGUAUUCAUAGAUAUUGAAGGCAUGCAUUGUAAAUCUUGUGUGAGAAAAAUUGAAGACAACAUGAAAGAUGUGAAUGGUAUUGAACAGAUUAACGUUUCACUCGAAAACAAAAAUGCUGUCGUUGUUUUUGACAAAAAACUUCUCCAAGAAGAUAUAGUUGCCAGAAAAAUAGCCAAUUUGGGUUUCAAAACAACUACAUCAAAUGGCAUCAUAUAUACACAAUCUGGAGAAAAAACUCAAAAUGAUGAGUCAGCAAAAAAUUUGUAUCCUGCCGUUUUGCCGAUGAAAGAAGCUGAUGAUGCUUCCUCUGCAAAAUCUGCAGCAGUGACAUCUAAAAUGAAAAAAUAUGGCGAUAAAAGACAAAUCGAAUUUGAAAUGGAUGAACUCGAGCCAGCAAGAGAAAGUACGACAGUAAAAAGAUGUUUCAUUGGAAUCAAAGGAAUGACUUGCGCAUCGUGCGUCAAUAAUAUAGAGAGAAAUAUAGGUCGAGAGGAAGGUGUUGUGAGCAUUCUUGUUGGAUUGAUGUCUGGAAAAGCGGAAGUGAAGUAUUUAGAAGAUGUUAUUGUACCGGAAAAAAUUGCAUCCCUCGUUACUGACCUUGGCUUUCCAUCUGGUGUGAUUGCAGAAGAUCUACAUAGAGAUGGUCAUGUGGAAAUUAAUGUUUCUGGGAUGACUUGUUCGUCGUGUGUUCAUAAAAUAGAGAGUUCUUUGAAUUCAAUGGAUGGAGUCAAAUAUGCUUCAGUUGCUCUUGGUACUGCGACCUGUGUUGUCAAAUAUGAUCCAAAUGACGUCGGAAUUCGGGAUAUUCUAGAAAAUAUAAAGGAUAUCGGGUUUGGAGCAUCCAUCCGCAAUAGAGAAAACAAAAUGGAUUCACUGGAUCAUAAAAAAGAAAUUAAACAAUGGAGAAGAACUUUCCUAUUAUCUCUAAUAUUCGGAGUUCCAGUUAUGGGAUUCAUGAUUUAUUACAUGGCAUCUGGAGCUCAUAACAAUCCAACGAUUUUAGUACCAGGACUCAGUCUACAUAACCUGAUCAUGUGGUUGUUGUGUACGCCUGUACAGGUUUUUGGAGGAAGAUAUUUCUACGUACAAGCAUGGGCUGCUGUAAAGCAUAGGACGGCUAAUAUGGAUGUUUUGAUCGUCAUGACAACCGUGAUUGCUUACGCCUACUCUGUCAUUGUCGUUAUUGUUGCAAUGAUACAAGCAUCUCAUUCAACACCAAAGACGUUUUUCGAAACUCCACCCAUGCUGUUUUUGUUUAUAUCACUCGGACGAUGGUUGGAACAUAUUGCAAAGGGUAAAACUUCUGAAGCCCUAGCCAAACUCAUUCAACUGCAAGCGACCGAAGCUACUUUGGUUAAAUUUGCUGAGGAUCAGACAACAAUUCUAGAAGAAGAGGUCAUUGACGUCAAUCUUGUACAUCGAGGAGAUUUCUUGAGGGUUCGACCUGGAACGAAAAUACCUGUUGAUGGUAGAGUUGUGGAAGGAACAUCGAUGGUGGACGAGUCUUUAAUUACAGGUGAAUCAAUGCCUGUUACCAAAAAGACUGGUUCUCCUGUAAUUGGAGGUUCAAUCAAUCUAAAUGGAUCUUUACUCAUGAAAGCAACACACGUUGGUUCAGAUUCAGCAUUGUCUCAAAUCGUAAGACUUGUUGAAGAAGCACAAACUUCUAAAGCCCCUAUUCAGCAGAUUGCGGACAGAAUUGCAGGAUACUUUGUUCCUGGAGUUAUUAUCAUCUCAUUACUCACUUUCAUUGUUUGGUUGUCUCUCGGACUCACUCACAUUGAGAUUAUUCAAGAUAUUUUUUCAAGUCACAACUAUCUUUCUGACACUGAAAUGGCCGUUAGAUUUGCUUUCCAAACAUCUAUAACAGUAUUGGCAAUCGCUUGUCCAUGUGCGUUGGGCCUUGCUACUCCUACUGCAGUCAUGGUUGGCACAGGUGUCGGAGCACAAAAUGGAAUUCUUAUUAAAGGAGGAGAACCAUUAGAAGUAGCUCACAAGGUAAAGACGGUUGUUUUCGACAAAACUGGUACUAUAACACACGGAGAACCAAAAGUACAAAGUAUUGAAAGAUUCGAUACAGAUAACCCACAAGCUCCAUCAUUGAGAUAUUUGCUUGCUAUGAUAGGAUCUGCAGAAGGAGCAAGUGAACAUCCAUUAGCACAGGCAGUUGUCAGAUAUGCGAAAGAGAUUCUGAAAGUUGAUGCAUUGGCGAACACUACCGAAUUCAAAGCGGUACCUGGUUGUGGCAUUCAAUGUACUGUAUCGAAUAUUGAGAAUGUUUUACAAAACAGCAUCAAUUCAUAUGGUGGUGUGGUUCCAGAAUCUCUCGAAUUCACAAGCGCAGAAAAAAUGGUGUUAUCUACUGCUUCGUCAUCAUUGAAAACAAAAGUAUUACUUGGUAACAGAGAAUGGAUGAAAAGAAAUGGAAUUGUGAUUUCAAAAAAUGUUGACAAUGUUAUGAGUGAACAUGAAACCAGUGGACACACUGCGAUAUUAGUUUGUAUUGAUGGCAAAUUGAUAUGUGCAUUGGCUAUUGCUGAUACUGUCAAAUCUGAAGCUGCACUUGCUGUUCAUACUCUACAAAGAAUGGGAAUUGACAUUAUAUUAUUGACUGGUGACAAUAAAAAGACGGCCAGAGCUAUUGCUGCUCAGUGUGGAAUUCAUAACGUAUUUGCUGAAGUUCUCCCAUCUCACAAAGUUGGAAAAAUUGAGGAAAUUCAAAGAUCUGGGCACAAAGUAGCAAUGGUUGGUGAUGGAGUUAAUGAUUCGCCAGCAUUAGCACAAGCUGAUAUUGGAAUUGCAAUCGGGACUGGCACAGAUGUGGCUGUCGAGGCAGCUGAUGUAGUUCUGAUCAAGAAUGACUUGAUGGAUGUGGUUGCAGCAAUCGAUUUAUCGCAAUGCGUGAUCAGAAGAAUUCGAAUGAAUUUUGUGUUUGCUUGUUUGUACAAUUUCAUUGGAAUUCCUCUAGCUGCAGGAGUCUUUCUUCCACUUGGCGCAACGUUAGAACCGUGGAUGGGAUCGGCUGCUAUGGCAGCUAGUUCUGUCUCUGUUGUCCUUUCAUCACUAUUCCUAAAAUUGUAUCGUAAACCUUCUUCCGACAAGUAUGGUCAUCCAGUAUUUUUGGACAACGAAAAUAUUUUGAACGAAGAUGACAUUGUUGUCACAAUUGGAGCCGACGAACGUAUUCCCCCUUCACAAAGGAAACGAAAAGACUUAUACAGCACCAAAUCAAGCGCCGCUGGAUCCAGUUUUGGAAUCUCAAUCAAAAACAAAGUUAUCGAAUCGUUGCAUUCCAUGUCUAUAGGGAGUGGGGGAGACGGCAGGGGAUCAUAUCAUAGUGCGAAUGGAGGAAGCGUUAGUAUCACAGGUUGCAAGAGAAACAUUGGGUUUAAAAACGGAAGCUCUGCAUCGAAGGCUAGUAUCGAUUCAUCAAAACAAAAACUGGAUGAAAUAUCGUUGUUGGUCGAUGGUGAAGAUGAUGAUAUAGUUUAGUUUGGUUGUUUACACAUAGUCAAGCAUAAUCUAACAUUGCAGAAAGCUUCAUAUAUCUUUCAUAUUUAGCCUAUCUUGUGUAGUUGCAAUGAGAGUUAUCAAACAUUAAAUAUUGAGUUGAAUUUCUGUAACUUCGAAGCUAAUCAAGUGCUCUUUUAUCAAUAUACAUUAUAGUAUGGAGGAUUUGUAGCAAAAAAUAUUUAUUGUAUAUUCAAUCUGAUAUUAAGUUGAUACUCUAUUGCACUAUUUGUUCACUUAUGCUAACUAGAAGAUAAAUGUUCUUAAUUAAAUAUUUAUUGAACUUGAGAUUGAAUGAAUCGUAUAGGUAUAAUAAUUCUGGUAUCUUGCGAAACCAAUGCAUUAAAAUCAUAUGUUUAUAUCUGUCCAAAAUUUGGAUUUUAUAUAAAUCUUUUGAGGCAAAUCUUUGUGGUAUACUAAAUUCUACUCUUACUUGACACAAAUCUUGUUUUCUUGUGUUUUUGCCAGAAAAAAAGGAUUUCAAAUAUUCGUUUUCUUGAAAAUUCACUUUCACAUAAACAGACCAUUUAAAACCAUACGCUUUUACGAAUACAUCUGUUGUAUAUUUUCCGAUUGCUUUUGUCUACUUUUGACGUAAAGACUAUUUUUUUAUUAAUACAUUUGCCGCAGUGACCUUUUGUGAUAUAAAAUAAAUUUUGGGGAAUAUUUUCUAGCAGUAUAUAAAAUUUGCAAAUUCUGCAUUUUAUUUCUCAUUCCAUUUAUUACAUACCAACUACUUGUAAAGAUUAUACAUUAUGAUUUUGUUAUGAACUCGAUUUGCUCUAAUUUCAUCUUGUUUUAUUUUCUGAUUUUCUCUGUUUAAAAUAAUACAGCAUACGUCUUGAGAUUUUCUCAAAGAAAUAAUGUCUCAAUUAUACAGAAAAACAUUAUAUGUUUCACCUGCAAUUCCCAGAUUUUAAUUUGGCGUGAUAUUUAAAAUCAAACAGUUGAUUGAGGUUUUGGAAAAAGUGAUUAUAUUUGCACU
Styela clava is the source of this 5534-nucleotide messenger RNA. RefSeq names its product copper-transporting ATPase 2-like. Gene Ontology annotation, biological process: monoatomic cation transport. Gene Ontology annotation, molecular function: ATP binding; copper ion binding; ATP hydrolysis activity. Gene Ontology annotation, cellular component: membrane. Lineage: Eukaryota; Metazoa; Chordata; Ascidiacea; Stolidobranchia; Styelidae. The record is from RefSeq and is a predicted model, not a curated record.